Daphnia carinata is the source of this 1901-nucleotide messenger RNA. RefSeq names its product spastin-like (gene spas). Gene Ontology annotation, cellular component: microtubule cytoskeleton. The transcript is spliced from 12 exons. Gene Ontology annotation, molecular function: ATP hydrolysis activity; ATP binding. Lineage: Eukaryota; Metazoa; Arthropoda; Branchiopoda; Diplostraca; Daphniidae. Bases 112 to 1749 code for a protein of 545 amino acids. The record is from RefSeq and is a predicted model, not a curated record.
CAAAUUUUAAUACCAAUUUUUCCUUCAGAUCUAUUUAUAUAGACUUUCUUUUCUCUCUGUUUUUCUAAAGUUUUUAACUUUCAAUAUUUACCUUGAUACGAGAAUUUUAAAAUGUGGAACUUGACCGGUAAAGGGUCUUCUAGUGAUAUUUUAAAUAGACAACAACAGUGUCAUAUAAAAGCAUAUGGACUUGUUUCGCGUGCGCUGAAACUUGAUGAACAAAACCAGAAAGACAAGUCCCUAGUCAUUGAUUUGUAUACUGAAGGAAUCAAGGAAUUGGAAUCUGGAAUAAGCAUUCAUAUAGAAGGGAUUGGGGAAUCAUAUGAACGGGCUAAGAGGUUACAAGAAAAGAUGAGAACCACCCUGCACAUGGCAAGAGAUCGUCUAAUUAUUUUACAAGGCGUAAGCCAUUUACAUAAUCUACCUCUCGCCGACCAGGACGAAGAAGUUGAAUCUGUAGAAUAUAUGUCCAACCAUAGAAGUACAACUGAAAUAAAACAUCAAAUUUUUGACGAAUCGAAGGACUUGGCAAGCGUUCCACGCCUACCUGGUGCUACAUGUAGUCGCUCUGGGACGGUUCGAAAGCAAGUCAUAACACCUGUGCGUAGAAUUAAUGCUGCAAAGCCAAACGUCGUUUCUGCUUCUCAGUCAGCUAAUAAAAACAGUCCAAUACCUAAAGGAGGAGGUGUCAAAUGUCAUACCGCUAUUACCUCUAUCGCCAAAACAACGCCACCAACUAGACUGCCUACCGCUGCAAAUAAUCGCCGUCCUGCAGUUUUACCUACCAAUACGCCGCCUAGAGCCGCGGUCUCCGUUGUAACUAAGCGGACUUCAAAAGUUUCCACAAUCAAAGGCGUUGACUCAAAACUGGCAUCUUUAAUCUUGGACGAAAUUGUGGACGGUGGAGUGGAUGUUUCUUUUGGUGAUAUUGCUGGCUUGCAGCAAGCCAAGCAAGCAUUACAAGAAAUUGUUAUUCUUCCGUCCUUAAGGCCUGAGCUCUUUACAGGUCUUCGGUCUCCUGCCCGUGGUCUCCUGCUUUUUGGCCCCCCAGGUAAUGGGAAAACUCUGCUUGCUCGUGCAGUCGCUAGCGAGUCGUCGGCUACAUUCUUCAAUAUUUCCGCUUCUAGCUUGACAUCUAAAUAUGUUGGUGAAGGUGAAAAACUCGUGCGUGCCCUUUUUGGGGUUGCAAGAGAAUUGCAGCCCUCAAUAAUCUUUGUCGACGAGAUUGAUUCACUUUUGUGUGAACGUAGAGAAGGGGAACACGAAGCGAGCCGAAGACUAAAAACAGAAUUCCUUUGUCAGUUUGAUGGACUUCUUGCUUCUAAUGAAGAAAGAAUUCUAGUCAUGGGCGCUACUAAUAGACCACAAGAACUCGACGAAGCCGUCCUAAGGCGUUUUCCAAAGAGAAUUUAUAUCAGUUUGCCGGAUGUUUCUGCAAGAGCCCUACUACUUACGAAACUUCUUUCGAAGCACAACAAUCCAUUAUGUGAAAAACAGCUUGCUAAACUCGCUGAGCUAACCGAUAGCUAUUCUAGUUCGGAUUUGACAGCCCUGGCCAAAGACGCGGCUCUUGGACCUAUAAGAGAACUUGGGCCAGAAAAAGUUAAAUUUAUGAAGACACAACAGCUUCGUCCGAUUAGUAUGCAAGAUUUCCUAGACUCUCUAAAGAGAGUUCGUCAUAGUGUAUCGGAAUCUUCACUAAACGUCUACGCAAAAUGGAAUCGUGAAUACGGAGACGUAAGCAUGUAAAGCAAUUUUCAACUAGCUCUGUAAGCAUUGAAAGCUGCAAAACUCAAUUGUCCUGUCAUACCGCAAAGGCUUGCUUCUCUUAAUUCUUUAACGCCCAGAAACGAUUUACAAUAUCUAUAUAUGUGUAUUUUCUAAUAAAAAUUUAUAUAGUA